Molecule: messenger RNA, 1556 nt
Organism: Aquila chrysaetos chrysaetos
Lineage: Eukaryota; Metazoa; Chordata; Aves; Accipitriformes; Accipitridae
Product: translation initiation factor IF-2-like
Exons: 3
Coding region: 1-861 (286 amino acids)
Source: RefSeq, a predicted model, not a curated record
AUGGUAAAUUGGGAUUUCACACUUGCCUCUGACACCAGUUACAAGAGUCUCUUCAAAACUUACUAUGACCAGAGAGCAAUAUUUACUGAAACAUCUUUCAUUCAGCAGGUAAAAACAGGGAAGUCUGCGCUCUGCUGCCGCUACCCGGCCCGGCCCGGCCCCCGCGGGACCCCCAGGCCCAGCCCCGCACACGCCAAGGCGGCAGCGGCGGCGGCGGAGGAAGAGGAGGAGGCACCGCCCGGGCCGGGCCGGGCCGGGCCAGGCCCGCCCCGCGCACACCUGCACCCCCAGCCGGGGACGCCCCCGCCAGCACCACACCCGCCCCCGGAGCCUUUAAAGGACCCCGGUGGGCCCGCCGCGGUCCUCCGCCCCGCCCGGAGCCGGCCCUGCCCGCCGGGCGAGCCACCGCCUCCCUCUGCUUUGGGGCGGGAAGGGCGGUCACGGAUCGCCCUGGUCUCUUCCCGCUCCCUCCGCCGCCAGCCCCGGGCGGGCGCGCCGAGCCCUCCGGCCAGGCACGGCUGCGGGCGGAGGCAGGUUUGCCCCGUCUUGCUGAAGGAAAGCUGCAGUAUCCCCAAUUCUCCUUCCAAACGGCUGAGAGGUAAGUUCAAAGACGCAAGUGCCACAGAAACGCACAGUGACUUGCCAGCGGAGCUGUAUCAGGGGAAGCAUUCAACACGGGAAGAGCCAGGUGAUGCCAUCCCACGGGAGUCCUUAGCUGCCAUCCCACCGGAGUCCUUAGCCACCUACCUGGAAAAGGAUGGGAGAAGUCCACACUGCAGUUUCCCUAUGGCACCACUGCAAUGGAGUUCAGCCCUAACGCAUGUAGCUCUAAACCGGGUCUUGUUAUCCAGUAACACAUGAGUCUUUAGAUCAAGAUCAUCAUCCAGUAGCUGGCAGGUAGUCAGCCAAGUCGUCUAGGCCACCGAAACAGUGUGUAACAGGCAAAGCAUAUGAAAGACAUAUGUGGAGCUGGAGGAGUUGCUUCUUCUUAUGUAGUUACUCAAGAUCAGGAUCUAGGUCCCAAGAGGGCAUAAAGGUAGGAUUGUCCUGACAACUACAUACCUUUCUCUAGAAAGAAACCUUAACUAUAGUUAUUUGUAUGCAAUUGUGGGAUGUGCACUUAGUGUUUUGUUUCUGUCUAUUGUAAUGUUUAUUCAUAUUAUACUUGGAACAGACACUACAUAUACAUAGUCCUUCCUUUACCUGGUGGUUAAUUAUUCAUAAGAGAUUCUGACCAGCAAGAUACAAUUUAUGAAGGAUCCACCUACAAUAUUAUGCACCAGUUACUUGAGAUUAUUCAAAAUAACUUCCUACUUUUUUAAUGAUAAACGUGCUAGCAGUUCAGAGGCCAUUAAAACGCAAACAUUUUUUUCGUGUAACCUGGUGCAGCACUUGAGCUCUAGAUGAAACAGCCACUGUUCUAUUUGUCUAUAAAACAGCAUUAAGUGCAGGCAGCAGAAAAUAGUUGGGUAAUAAUUUACCAUGCUUGCCUGCUUCAAAUGAAAAGCACCUAAAGCCACAUAAAGAAUCCAAUAAAUGACCUAUCUUCAGCAAAA